This is a messenger RNA of Loxodonta africana (African savanna elephant), 5048 nucleotides long. It is a transcript of the gene APLNR, whose product is annotated as apelin receptor. Gene Ontology annotation, biological process: G protein-coupled receptor signaling pathway; calcium-mediated signaling; brain development. The transcript has a single exon. Gene Ontology annotation, molecular function: C-C chemokine receptor activity; C-C chemokine binding. Bases 603 to 1745 code for a protein of 380 amino acids. Gene Ontology annotation, cellular component: external side of plasma membrane; membrane. The record is from RefSeq and is a predicted model, not a curated record. Lineage: Eukaryota; Metazoa; Chordata; Mammalia; Proboscidea; Elephantidae.
AGUGAGAACAGGGAAGUGGAGAGAACUGAGGCGGGGGGUGCCCCAAAAGGUAGGCAGAGACAGUGUACAGAGGAAAUCCCGGGGGCUGGGACACAGGCUGGGGGGAAGGUGGGUGGCAGUUAGAGGGAGGAGGGAGGGCCAGGAGGAGAGCAGCAGGCUGCAAGCCCCAGAUAACAUUCUGCCUAGUACAGCAGGGGUCAAUUUGGUCCACUUUGCCCAGUGACAAGAAGGAAAAAAACAAGUGGGCUGUAACUUAGAGAUCUUAAGACUCACAAGUGAGGGGUUGGUCUGGAGGUGGGAGGAGGGAGUGGCAAGUCAAGAAGAGACAGACUCAGGAGGGUGCAAGGAAGUCUCUUGGCUGGGCUGGAGGCACGGGAGGGUGGAGGGAAGCCUGCAGAUGGGAGCAUCAUCAGGGGUCCCGGCAAUUGAGAAGGAGCUCCUCCUGCCUCAGGGAAGGGCUCUGUCCACUCAGAGGCACCUUCAGCCCUUUCCCUCUCUCUGAGGCUCCAGCUAGAAGCUCAGCGUGCUUGCUGAGUAGGUGACACAGCCCCGGAACUGGUACCCCCGAGAGUCCCCUGCCUGUCUUCUCUCCACUCCCCAGCAUGGAGGAAGGGGGUGAUUUCGACAACUACUAUGGGGCGGACAACCAGUCCGAGUGCGAGUACACGGACUGGAAGUCCUCUGGGGCCCUCAUCCCUGCCAUCUACAUCCUGGUCUUCCUUCUGGGCACCACGGGCAACGGCCUGGUCCUCUGGACCGUGUUUCGGAGCAGCCGGGAGAAGAGGCGCUCGGCUGACAUCUUCAUCGCCAGCCUGGCAGUGGCUGACCUGACCUUCGUGGUGACCCUGCCACUGUGGGCCACCUACACCUACCAGGACUACCACUGGCCCUUUGGCACCUUCGCCUGCAAGCUGAGCAGCUACCUCAUCUUUGUCAACAUGUAUGCCAGUGUUUUCUGCCUCACCGGCCUCAGCUUUGACCGCUACCUGGCCAUCGUGAGGCCCGUAGCCAAUGCACGGCUGAGGUUGCGGGUCAGCGGGGCUGUGGCCACGGCUGUUCUGUGGGUGCUGGCCGCCCUCUUGGCCAUGCCGGUCAUGGUCUUCCGCUCCACCGACAACCUGGAGAACAACACCAAGGUGCAGUGCUACAUGGACUACUCCUUGGUGGCCACCUCGAGCUCAGAGUGGGCCUGGGAGGUGGGCCUGGGAGUCUCGUCCACUGCCGUGGGCUUCGUGGUGCCCUUCAUCAUCAUGCUGACCUGCUACUUCUUCAUCGCCCAAACCAUCGCCAGCCACUUCCGUAAGGAGCGCAUCGAGGGCUUGCGGAAGCGGCGCCGGCUGCUCAGUAUCAUCGUGGUGCUGGUGGUCACCUUCGCUCUGUGCUGGAUGCCUUACCACCUGGUGAAGACGCUCUACAUGCUGGGCAGCCUGGUGCACUGGCCCUGCGACUUCGACCUCUUCCUCAUGAACGUCUUCCCCUACUGCACCUGCAUCAGCUACGUCAACAGCUGCCUCAACCCCUUCCUCUACGCCUUCUUCGAUCCUCGCUUCCGCAAGACCUGCACCUCCAUGCUCUGCUGGGGCCACGGCAGGUGUAGGGGCACCUCCCACAGCAGCAGCGGGGAGAAGUCGGCUAGCUACUCCUCGGGGCACAGCCAGGGGCCCAGCCCCAACCUGGGGAAGGGCGGGGAGCAGGCGCAAGAGAAGUCCAUCCCCUACAGCCAGGAGACUCUUGUGGUUGACUAGGGCUGGGAUCCCGGAGCAGCCCGAGCUGUCUGCCCUGCCUCAGCCUUUGCCCUUGCUCUCUGAAAAUCAGGUAGAGUGACCGAGCCUUCCUUCUUGCCCUUCACUCCUUUGCUUUUUCCCUGCACCCCACCUCCAUCUGGCCCUUCUCUUACUAAGUUACACUCUUCCCAGAGGUUUGGGUUAUAGUGGAGGGAGACUGAACCUGCAGACUCAUGCUUAGUUCCUCUAAGACUGACCUCGCAUGCCCUCUUAACCUCUCUGAGCCUCAGUUUCUCCAUUUGUAAAAAGUGGAGGUAGUAAUACUGAUCUUAAAAUAUUGAUGUGGGAGUCCUUGGCUCCAUAAAAGUUAGCUUCCCUCCAUUCCUUUUCUUGGUCUCCACUAUUUUCUCUUUUUGGUUUUCCCUUACCUCUUCCUUUCUUUCUCUGCAAUCUUCACUCUCGGUCCCUACCUUCUGGCUCUGACCGCCUCUCCAUGAGCUUGUCCCCAUCCCUCAGUCUCUCCUACUCUCCUUAUUACUUCUUCCUUUUGAAGGCUUCUAAGGGUUAAGAACCCAGAAGCUUGUAAGCUCUUUAUUCUGUUCCCAGAGAGAGUUGGAGAAUGGACUGCAGCAGGUGUGGGCAGCGUGCCAGCUGGGAGCUCCAGAACUUUCCCUAAAAUUGGAUCAAUUUGGUGUCAUUUCAGACUGAGGGCUAGAGGAAUAUCCAGCUCCUUCCCAGAAAGGCUAAGAUGCCAGUUAGAUAUGCUUUCUGCAAAUUUCCUGGGACUCUUUCAUUUAUCCUCUGUAGGGAUUGGAAGGCAAUGGGGCUGAUGAAGCUAUGGGCUCCUUGGUUUCAUUGUAAGAAUGAGGAGUUGGGUAGGGAGAAGGAAAAGGAGAGAAAGUGAGCUAAAUGAUUGUCUGGGUUUAGUCUAUAUGCUGCUUGGUUCUCCUCCCCAAAUCCUGGUCCCUCUGAACCUCCUUCAGACUGCUAGCUGUGGGUCUAUCCACUGACUCCCCACCUCAACCCAACACCCUGGGCUGGUUUACUUGGGCAGUGGUGCCUCUUGGUACCAAGAGUCAUUUUGGUUGGGGUGGGGAUGCUUGCUCUUUGUGUGUAUAUAUAAGCAUGGCUAUUCAUAACCUGAAGAGCAAUGUACCUGUGUCACUUGGAUAAACCUUCUCCCACUCCUCACUCUCCACCUCAUCUCUCCUCUUUGCACAAUAUCCUUGAGGGAGAAGGGACAAAUAGGAUAAAACGGAGUCCACUCCCCACUGGAUUUGGGGGCUCUAACGGCUGGUCCGUGCAUUAAGACAGAAGUCUGUGUUUGCACCCGAGUUCCUACUGGGAGGUUUCUCGCAGCACAGUCUGGUGGCCAAGUCUUGGGGAAUUCCUAUGAGCUGGGUUCCUGUUCAUUCCGUAAUUCUAUGUGGGAAAUAAGAGGCUGGUUAAAAACUUCCCUGGCCCCUUUCCCUUGCCUCCCCACCUUGCUUUGAACUUAUGAGCAUUUCCUUACUCACUCUCCCUUUCCCAGGAUUGGUGGCCCUAUUCCUAAGGAGGCCAUGGGAUAAUAGGCACUGGGUGAGUUUGGGCUUACCGUUGGGGUGGGGCCCCUCGGCUUCUCCUGCUGAGUUGGGGGCUGGGAACAGGGGCUGGGCAGCAGUGGUGGGGCUGAUGGAUGACAUCCGUGCUGCCAGAGAAACCUUGAGGAAGAAACUGAUGUUGGACCCUUUGUGAGAUGGGGGCGGGGUGUAUAUUCCGGGUUUUGUUCUUGGAAGACUCUGGACACAAAGGACAAGACAAGAGCCACGGAGGCAGGAAGAGCCCAGCUUGAUGUGACCGUCCGUCCCUGGGAGAGCCAGGAAGAGAGGGGAAGGGGUUCCUCUCGGCAUAGUCUACCCCAUCACAGACUAGAAUCUUCCACAGACUCUCUUACUCUGCCCAGGGCUGUCCUCAAAAUAUCAGUUAGGGCAGGAGGAAGUUUCUAGAAGGGAAGAAAGUAACCCUCUGGGGCCCUCCUGGGUGACUUACAGAGACUUCCUGCCUGGAACUCGGGGGGGGGGGCGGCUGGGGAGAGAAGGUAGGGAACGCUGCCUGCUGGGACACUCCCUCGUCUCCCCACCUCCUGCCCCUUCUUCACCGUGUCUGUGCUAUUUUCUGACCCUGUUAGUCAUUGUGGUUCAUUAAAUAAAACUGUUUUAUCAAACUAUUGUGUCCAGAGCCUCCUCUCACAAAAGUCUAUUGGGAAAGGAAAGCACCCCCAGUUCGCAAAUGCCACAGCGGGGUGGUGGUGGGGUGAGAAUGGUUGGGGGGAGAAGUGGGAGCCAGAAGGAGGGAGUGAAGUGGGAAACUGGAAGAGAAGUGAGAGGGGGCGAGAAGGUGGAGGAAAUGGACACUGGGAAAGGGAACGGAUAGGGAGCCAAUUGAGGAGGGCAAAGGAAUAAAGGACUAAGGAGUGGCUGUUUUAUGUUCUGAAAAACCACAGAAUAAACCCCUGUGCUUGGAGUCCAGAGCACAGGCCUGGGGAAAAAUUCCAACAUUUUUCCCUUUGGGUAGACCUAUCAGUUUUAUCAUUCAUUCAUUACUUCAUUCGUUUGUUUCUUUGUUCAUUUAUCAUCCCCUAUUGAUUUAUUGAUUCAUUCAAGGCCCCUGGGUGGCACAAACAGUUUGCUUUUGGUACUAACCUAAGAAUUGGUGGUUUGAAUCCACCCAGUGGUGUCACGGAAGAAAGGCCUGGUAAUCUGCUUCUGUAAAGAUUAUAAUCAAGAAAACCUUGUGGGGCAAUUGUACUCUAACACAUGGGGUUGCCAUGAGUUGGAUCUGACUUGAGAGCAAUGGGUUUGGUUUGGGUAUUGAUUCAUUCAUUCAUUAAUUUAGUAUCGAGUGAGCACCCACCCAAUUUAGACCAGAAGUUCGAAUCCCUGCUCUUCCAUAACAGUCAUCCUGGAUGUUUUGAAAAAUUAAAAAAAAAAAAUACCCACUCCCGAUGUCAUUCCAGAAGUUUGGAAUGAGAACCCCCUGUUCUGGACCCAGAUAAUCUCCAUGACACAAGCCCCAUCCAAGGAUUUGUGGGAGAGGCUAAGUUUGGGAACAUCACUAUCCAGAUGGAUUCUGCCCAAAUGAAAAUGGGCACAAGAAACUAGAGGGUCAAAGCCAGAGAGAACUGGACCCUGAAUGGUGACCUCUUUGGAGCAGGAAGGGGCUGCAGUGACCCAUGGGUGGAAUAUGUUCAGUCCAGAGGUGUUUCCAUCUUCAAGAAAGACUAACACAUGCAGCUGGCACGAAGCAAUCACCUUAGCAGAACGAAUAUUAAUGAGAGAGCUAACG